AUGCCAGAAGAGGUGCUUACGGAUGCUCGGAAGCAGUGGAUUCAAACUUUCCAACUGUAUCGCGCCCUGAUCGCUGGACACUACAUGUUACACCAUUCAGACCAAAGGUUGGUUGAGUGCUGUUGUGGGGGCAAACAGAGUCCUUUGAGGGAACAGUCCUUGAAAGUGAAGGUUAUGAGGUCGCUUUAUAUUCGAUAUAAAUCAUUCAAAGACUCUAAGCAAGAUUCCGAGAAUAAAUCACCGCCCGAAGACCUUGACAGUCUCACAUUUAGCUAUCACGAAUAUCUAGAAUUAUUCCUUCUCCCCCCAAAGUGGGAUUUAUUCGGAAAAGAGGUUGCCUUCUUUGUGGUUCAGGGGGGGUUUGUGAGGAAAGACGGCAGCUUGAUAUCCCCUUUGGACCUUUACUACGCCUUCAUGACCGAUCCCAAGAAUGUCUGCGAUCAAAUCAAGGCCGAAGAUAUCCGCGACAAGGGCAAUGCAAAUGUUCUUACCAAAGUCAUUGUAUGUUUCCAAUGCGGGUGGUAUGUCAUGAACCUCGUACUUAGACUCAUUUCGGGCCUCCCUAUAACAUUUCUCGAGCUACAUGUGAUGAUUCACAUUGUAACGACUUUAGUGAUAUAUAUGUUUUGGUGGAAUAAGCAACUGGACGUCAGCGAGCCGAUUGUACUAGACAUCCCCCGGUUGAAUUAUAAUGCGACUUGGGCAAAGACACCAAUAGAGGCCGUACAACCAAGUGACGACUCAUGGAUGCUGCCCUUCAAUACAGUAUGGGCUGUGCCACCAGCAAAAAACAACCAACAUCACUGGGACGAAGCCAUCAAACAGCUCGAUGAUUUGAAGGCAGAUUCCAAGUGGUUGAGGGACAAUCCCUCAUUAUACGAAGAACCCAAGUGGGGGAUGAACGAAAGUGGAAUAUUUCAGCGAAUAUUAUCAGACUGGACUGAGUUUUUUAAGAAAAAGCCUCCUACGACCGACGAAAAGCCCCCUGUGACCGGCGAAAAGCCUCCUGCGACCAGCGAAAAGUCCCCUGCGACAGGCGGGGGGCCGGAUUCUAGUACUAAAAAAACAAUGCGUUUGAGACUCAAGGGUUGGGCAAAGUAUUGGGUAAAGAAUUGUGCAUUCUAUAUCACCUACGCAGGUUUACACGCAACCGUAUGGAGAUCUACCUUCCCCACCAAGACAGAGCAAUGGGUAUGGAGGAUAUCAUGUUUGACGAUCGCAAUAACACCCUUUCUGAUCGCUUUGGGCAACAAGAUUCUUACCAAGAUUCUUGAAAAGUUGAACCCUUCAGCGAAGGACACGCCCUUAGGCCGCCUUUUGAUGGAUGGCUUCUUGCUUAUCUUAUAUCUCGGGGGAGCCUGGACACUACUAAUCGAAAGUUUCCUCAGUCUAAGGAACCAACCACAGGGGGUAUACCGGUCACUCGACAUGUCUAUCUACUUUCCCCACCUUUGA
This is a messenger RNA of Morchella importuna, 1455 nucleotides long. RefSeq lists its product as uncharacterized. NCBI's taxonomy places the organism in Eukaryota, Fungi, Ascomycota, Pezizomycetes, Pezizales, Morchellaceae. The transcript has a single exon. The record is from RefSeq and is a predicted model, not a curated record. Bases 1 to 1455 code for a protein of 484 amino acids.